Didymella exigua CBS 183.55 is the source of this 825-nucleotide messenger RNA. RefSeq names its product Nep1-domain-containing protein. The coding region runs from base 1 to 825 and encodes 274 amino acids. The transcript has 3 exons. NCBI's taxonomy places the organism in Eukaryota, Fungi, Ascomycota, Dothideomycetes, Pleosporales, Didymellaceae. The record is from RefSeq and is a predicted model, not a curated record. Gene Ontology annotation, biological process: rRNA base methylation. Gene Ontology annotation, cellular component: small-subunit processome; nucleolus. Gene Ontology annotation, molecular function: rRNA (pseudouridine) methyltransferase activity; rRNA binding.
AUGGUUGGAUCUCUUCAGCCAGAAGACUCCCCAGAGAGGGCAUCGUCCCGAGACUCUCCCGAGCGGGCUAAGAAGCGCGCAAGAACCCAGUCGAUGCCACCUCCCGAGCUGCCUAGGCUCGUUGCUGAACAGCAUCAACCAAUUCCCACCAACGACAAGGAUUCGCAGCGCCUCAUUGUCGUGCUGUGCAAUGCCACGCUCGAGACAUACAAGGCGUCGCAUGGCUCCGGCCGUGGGCCCGGUGGCAGGGAGGACAAAUACAAUCUUCUCAAUAGCGACGAUCACAUAGGUGUGAUGCGCAAGAUGGGCCGUGAUAUCAGUGAGGCGCGCCCAGAUAUCACACAUCAGUGUCUGCUCACUCUCCUCGACUCGCCUAUCAAUAAGGCAGGCAAGCUCCAGAUCUACAUCCAGACUGCACGCAACGUCCUCAUCAGGGUCAGCCCCACUGUGCGCAUUCCGCGUACAUUCAAGCGCUUCGCUGGAUUGAUGGUGCAGCUCCUGCACAGACAUCAAAUUCGAUCAACAUCAUCUCAGGAGAAGCUGAUCGAGGUGAUCAAGAAUCCCAUCACCGAUCACCUGCCACCAAACUGCCGCAAGGUCACCCUCAGUUUCGACGCCGAGGUCGUACGCCUGAGCGACUACAUUGGAAGCCUCAACAAGAACGAGAGUAUUGCAGUCUUCGUUGGUGCUAUGGCGAAGGGUAACGAUGACUUCGCGGACGCCAUCAAGGACGACAGCAUCGGUAUCAGUAACUUCAACCUCAGUGCCAGCGUUGCCUGUAGCAAGUUCUGCCACGCCGCAGAAGACGUCUGGGGCAUCUUCUAG